AUGGGUUCUUCUGUGGAGCAGAACAUUUUGGUGACUGGUGGUGCCGGAUUCAUUGGAACACACACUGUUGUCCAGCUUUUGAAUCAGGGUUUUAAGGUUACGAUCAUCGAUAAUCUUGAUAACUCUGUUCUUGAAGCUGUUCAUAGGGUUCGUGAGCUUGUUGGUCCUGAUCUCUCUACCAAGCUUGAAUUCAAUCUGGGUGAUUUAAGAAACAAAGAAGAUAUUGAGAGACUCUUUUCCAAACAAAGAUUUGAUGCUGUGAUUCACUUUGCUGGUCUUAAAGCUGUGGGUGAAAGUGUUGGAAACCCUCGUCGUUACUUUGAUAACAACUUAGUUGGAACAAUCAAUCUCUAUGAGACAAUGGCAAAAUACAACUGCAAAAUGAUGGUGUUUUCAUCGUCUGCAACAGUCUAUGGCCAACCUGACAUAGUACCAUGUGUGGAAGACUUUGAGUUACAAGCUAUGAAUCCUUAUGGUCGUACCAAGCUGUAUCUUGAAGAGAUAGCUAGAGACAUUCAGGCAGCAGAACCAGAAUGGAAGAUCAUUCUUCUGAGGUACUUCAAUCCUGUUGGAGCUCACGAGAGUGGAAGAAUCGGAGAAGAUCCAAAAGGCAUACCAAACAAUCUCAUGCCUUAUAUACAACAAGUGGCUGUUGGAAGAUUACCUGAGCUCAAUGUGUUUGGACAUGACUAUCCUACUAAAGAUGGUAGCGCGGUUAGAGACUACAUUCAUGUAAUGGAUUUAGCAGAUGGCCAUGUUGCUGCACUAAACAAGCUCUUUACAGACUCCAAGAUUGGCUGUAAUGCUUAUAAUCUUGGGACUGGUCAAGGAACUUCUGUCUUAGAAAUGGUUUCUGCUUUUGAAAAAGCUUCUGGCAAGAAAAUCCCUAUCAAGCUAUGUCCAAGAAGAGCAGGAGAUGCAACAGCUGUUUAUGCAUCAACUGAGAGAGCUGAGAAAGAACUUGGAUGGAAGGCAAAAUAUGGAGUUGAUGAGAUGUGCAGAGAUCAAUGGAACUGGGCACAUAACAAUCCAUGGGGUUUCCAGAAAAAGCCUUGA
This is a messenger RNA of Microthlaspi erraticum, 1056 nucleotides long. Lineage: Eukaryota; Viridiplantae; Streptophyta; Magnoliopsida; Brassicales; Brassicaceae. The record is from the annotation of a GenBank genome assembly.